GUCGACGCGCUCGUCCUCCUCGUCCUUCUCCUCGACAUCUCACUGCCUAAACACUACAAGAAACCUAGGCAUGUCACUCGCGGGUUACGUUCCCAAAUUCGUACCGGGGAACUCACCCUUCGGUGCCCUCCUCAAACAAUCCAAAUUCUCGUCUUUCGACCCACAAAUCGCCCAGCUCUACACCUCCUACGGCGGACACGUUCACCGCGGCGACUUCGGCCUCAAACGCCCCAUAGGUGUGCGCAAGCGCGGCGCCGCCGUCACCGUCAAGAGGGUCGAUUCGCACGAACAGCAGACCGAGUGGAACAGCGCCGAGACGCAGGCCGCGUUCGUGCGCAACUUUGACGACGCGCGCGUGCCUGCGCGGGAGGACCCGUAUGCGGCGGAGCGGAACAGCAUCUUCGGCACAAUAAGGGGCGGAGGCGAGGCGCUCGAGGCGUUCCACGUCGACUCGGAGUUCGCGCCGAACGAGAGCGACCCCGCGCGGUGGACGCUGCCCGCGCUCAAGAACCCCGGCGCGAUGAAGAACGGCCAGUUCCGCAAGCACGAGGACGCGCUCCGCCGCAGACGCACGGCGGGCGACUUUUCCGCGUUCGCGAAGGAGCACUUCCGCGGCAAGGGCGUCGCUCCGCCCACCGCCAUCACCCCCUUCAGUUCACCCUCAUCUGGCUCAAAGUCAAAGUCAAGCAAAGCAGACAACAUCGACCUCUACACCCUCGCCAACGACCACUUCGAGACAUGGUACAGCCGCUACGGCCGCCAGCGUGCGCGCGCACAGCGCAGCGACCCCAGCUCGCGCCUCCUGCUGCCCGUCCCGCACGCCGAGCGCGGCCUCUCAUACGCGCACGUCCCGGCGCUGCAGACCUUCCUCACCGUCGGCCCGCGCCGGGGGCGCAUCAUCGACAGCCUCAGCGGCACCGAGCGCGGGCGCGAGAAGGCGCUCGUCGCGUCCUACGCGCGCUACACGGGCGUCGUCAAGCGCGAGGGCGGCAUGGCGAGCGCGCGCGCGGUCGAGUGGGACGCGCUCGCACCUUCUUCCUCUGGUUCACCCAAUGCCGGCGCCGGCGCAGGGCACAAUGGCGAGACGAUGCUGCGCGUCGCGCGCGCUACGCUGACUGAUUCACCGAGCGUCGUCGGGCGCACGCGCCAGGGGCUCAAGAAGGCCAAGAUCACAAUGGAGCUCCACGUGUGGGGCACCGGCGUGCUGCACGAGCGCUCGAACGACUUCCGGCCUGGCUCGCGCAAGUACGUCGCCGCCGAGCCCGCGGGCGUUGCAGCGCCCGCCUCGGUGUGGGGCCGUGCGGGUGUGCGCGAGGCGUCGGCGGCGCUCAUCCGGCAGAGGAUGGCGGCGCGCCUCGGCGGUGAUGGUAAUGGGGGGCAACAGACCACCGGCGGUGAUUCGCGGGUGACGCUUGGGAUUUUGGAGGGGAUUGUUAGGGGGGACUCGGAGUCGCAGGGCCCGGUCUAAUAGGUUGCAUGCUAAUUGCUCGUAUACGUAGAGCCUAGACAUAUCAUCGUACAUCCAUACGCAAUAUUACGCUACUUUCUGCUUCGUCAGAUGCUCGGAUGGCCAAGCUAGGCGAGAGGGAAUGCUAGGGCUAGCUAGCUGUUAAUGAUGGCUAGUAUCGCCUUUUUCGCGUCGCCAUUGUGCUCGAUGAGGAUCUUCUCCGCCUGCGCGAGGGGCAUGUCGAACUCCUUGAUCAGGAGCAGCAUGUCCUCCUUCUUCACAACGACCGACGUGUCUUUGGGGGGCUUUGGCGGCUUGCUGGGGCCAGACGAGAGCACGGCGCGGAUGGCCUCGUCCAUCUUGCCCUUGGAGAAGGUGUAGUCCCCGUGGUCAUUUGCGAACUGUGCGAUGACCUCUGGCUCUGGCCGGCCGUUCAUCAUGUCGGGGCGUGUGGU
Coniophora puteana RWD-64-598 SS2 is the source of this 1902-nucleotide messenger RNA. RefSeq lists its product as uncharacterized. NCBI's taxonomy places the organism in Eukaryota, Fungi, Basidiomycota, Agaricomycetes, Boletales, Coniophoraceae. The record is from RefSeq and is a predicted model, not a curated record. The coding region runs from base 71 to 1468 and encodes 465 amino acids. The transcript is spliced from 3 exons.